Messenger RNA from Soboliphyme baturini, 1317 nucleotides. NCBI's taxonomy places the organism in Eukaryota, Metazoa, Nematoda, Enoplea, Dioctophymatida, Soboliphymatidae. The record is from the annotation of a GenBank genome assembly.
UUGUUUUUACUCAGUUCUGGAAGUUUAGAGGUGGUUUGCAAGCUGCCAAAUAUUCAAAAAGUAUCGCUGACGACAAACGGCUUAGUGUUGAGUCGCCUGCUGACCGAACUGGUCGAAGCUGGUCUGAACGGUCUUAACAUCAGCUUGGAUUCGUUGGUGGAACAGAAAUUUGAAUUUCUUACUAGACGUAAAGGUUGGACAAACGUUUGGAACUCAGUUGUUUUGGCUGAGAAACUUUUCUCACCCCUGAAGUUGAACUGCGUUGUGAUGCGUGGCGUGAACGAUGAUGAACUUUGCGAUUUCGUCCAGUUGACAAGAAUGAUGAAUUUGGACGUAAGAUUUAUCGAAUUUAUGCCAUUUUCGGGUAACAAGUGGAGCCAAAGAAAAUUCUUUCCCUAUUCAGAAAUGCUUGGUAUGAUCCAGAGAGUUUUCCCUGAACUGGUGAAGUUAUCGGAUACGCUGGACAGUACUAGUAAGGCCUACAAAAUCCCAGGCUACGUCGGCCAGAUCGGCUUUAUUACGAGUAUGAGCAAAAACUUUUGUUCGUCUUGUACAAGACUGAGGAUCACCGCCGAUGGAAACUUGAAAACGUGUUUGCACGGCGCCUCGGAAGUUUCCUUGCGAGACGCCAUUCGACAGGGAAAAACCGAACAAGAGCUGUGCCAAUUGAUCAGCGACGCAGUGAAGGCUAAAAAGGCUGCGCAUGCCGGAAUGCUGAACAUCGAGGCGGAAAAGAAUCGACCAAUGAUUCUGAUCGGACACGAAAGACCCCGGCAUGGAAUUCAUUUUCUGUCCUUAGCUCCAAAGCCGGAAAAAAUUGAGCGGAGACAGCUUCACACUUCCGUGUCUAGCCUAAAGACGUUUUCACACCUGGACACAAGCGGCAAAGCUGUGAUGGUGGACAUCGGUGCCAAGCCGUCGACAAAUCGGGUUGCCCAUGCCCGAAGCACCGUCGUCCUAUCUCCUGAGAUCAUUGACCUCAUUUCGAAAAACUUGAUGAAAAAAGGGGACGUUCUGACGGUGGCCCAAAUCGCCGGAAUCAUGGCGGCAAAGCGGACGGCUGGCUUAAUUCCGUUGUGUCAUAACAUCGCCUUGUCCGACGUCAAGGUCGAUCAUGAACUGGAUUCGAAUUCGACUUCGGUUCAUUUUUUCAGUACGGUGCAGUGUUGUGCGCAGACCGGCGCCGAAAUGGAGGCACUGACGGCCGUAGCCGUAGCUGCGCUCUGUCUUUACGACAUGUGCAAAGCCAUCUCGAAAUCGAUAGUCAUCACCGACAUCAAAUUGUUACAUAAAAAGGGCGGCAAAUCUGAUUUCUGA